Messenger RNA from Fragaria vesca subsp. vesca, 2000 nucleotides. RefSeq names its product probable pectate lyase 13-like. Lineage: Eukaryota; Viridiplantae; Streptophyta; Magnoliopsida; Rosales; Rosaceae. The record is from RefSeq and is a predicted model, not a curated record. Bases 486 to 1976 code for a protein of 496 amino acids. The transcript has 4 exons. Gene Ontology annotation, molecular function: pectate lyase activity.
CCCCCUUUUUCUUUCUAAAUUUUUCAUCUUUUGCAACAUUUUCCAUCAAUCCCUAAAUUAUCAAACAAGGUAAGAAUGUGAGUGACUGAAAGUAUCUGCAACAAGGGCAUUCUCUCAAUCUCUCUCCUACUCCUCCUCCCCUCACCUCCAUGGCCAAAGCCAUCGCAAGGUCUCCAUCACAGCCGCAACCCAGCCUCCCCAAUCUUCUUCAUGUCCCUUUGCCAAAACCCUCCAAACCCUAACAGAAAAGUUACCCCAAAAUUUUCCCCAUUUAAAUUAUUGCAACUCUCAUUAUAAUAAUCCUGGUUAAUUAUAUAAACCCACCUCACAUUUCCCCAAUUUUGCAGUUGCCUAAGUUUGUUGGUGUUGUUGUUUUACUGGGUGGGGGGCAUUGAAGAAGCAAAGAAGAGAGGAAGAGGAAGAGGCAUAAAGACACCAACAAAUACCAUUUGCCUCUCUUCCCCUCAUUGAUUGUCUCUUCAAGGAUGCCUCCUACCACCUGCAUUCUCUUAAUAUGCCUCUUGAGCUCUCUCUCGUCCCUCACCUUAGCUUCCCUAAACCUCAACCUCACCCUCCCCCAUCAACACGUCAAUCCUGAAGCUGUGGCUCAAGAAGUACAAAGGAGAGUCAAUGCCUCCCUCUCCCGCCGCGAAAUGUUGUCCCUCCAUGACCAGCAAUGCGCCACGGGCAACCCCAUCGACGACUGCUGGCGCUGCUCCUCCACCAACUGGGCCGACAACCGCCAGCAGCUCGCCGACUGCGGCAUCGGCUUCGGCGCAGACGCAAUGGGCGGCAAAGGCGGCCAGAUCUACAUCGUCACCGACUCCUCCGACCGCAACGCGGCCAACCCAACACCCGGCACUCUCCGCCACGCCGUCAUCCAAACCGAACCCCUCUGGAUCACCUUCUCCUCCGACAUGACAAUCAAACUCAAAGCCGAGCUCAUCGUCAACUCCUUCAAGACCAUCGACGGCCGCGGCCACUCCGUCCACGUCACCGGCGGAGGCUGCAUCACCCUCCAGUACGUCUCCAACGUCAUCAUCCACAACAUCCACGUCCACCACUGCAAGCCCGCCGGCAACACCAACGUCGCCUCCUCCCCGACCCACGUCGGCUGGCGCGGCAAGUCCGACGGCGACGGAAUCUCCUUAUUCGGCGCGCGUAAAGUCUGGAUCGACCACUGCUCCUUGUCCUACUGCGCCGACGGACUCAUCGACGCCAUAAUGGGGUCCACCGGGAUCACGAUUUCCAACAACUAUUUUGCGCACCACGACGAGGUGAUGCUGUUGGGUCACGACGAUAAGUACUUGCCGGACUCCGGGAUGCAGGUGACGAUUGCGUUCAAUCAUUUCGGGGAGGCGCUGGUGCAGCGUAUGCCGAGGUGUAGGCGAGGGUAUAUACAUGUGGUGAAUAAUGACUUCACGCAGUGGGAGAUGUAUGCGAUUGGGGGGAGUGCGAAUCCGACGAUUAAUAGUCAGGGGAAUCGGUACACUGCUCCGAUAAACCAGAACGCCAAGGAGGUGACAAAGCGCGUGGACACGAACGAAGGGGAUUGGGACAACUGGAACUGGAGGACGGAGGGGGACAUAAUGGUAAAUGGAGCCUUCUUCGUGCCAUCCGGUGCGGGCAUGAGCACCCAGUACGCUAAGGCCUCAAGCAUUGAACCCAAGUCGGUGGGUCUCAUUGACCGCCUCACCGUCACCGCCGGUGUCUUCGGCGACCCAAGGGACAGUAGUAGGAGCGAAUCAUACAACAGCGGCAGCGGGACCAUAACUGAUGGCACCACAAACACCGGCAGUGGAGGGUACAGCGGCGGUGAUGGCGACUAUUUUGGAAUGAUAUUUGGUAGCAGUGCUCAACCAUCAUCAUCUUCACACCCCAUCUUGUUGUCUCUUCUAAUUAUCUUAAUUUUGUAUGUUACCACCAACCAUGGUGGUCUAUUAUCAUUACCAUUAUUCUUAACAUUAUUAUUAUAACACUCGAUUCAAAGGAAAUAUCAU